GAGCGGCAAACUUUCAGAGGUCCCGGAGACAGGCUGUGCGCCGCCCGCCCCAGGCGCGCGGGAGUGUGUGUGUGUGUGUGUGUGUGCCUGCGCGCGCGAGCGCGCGUCUGAGUGUGUAAGGGGCCGAGGCUGGAAAGGAAAGCGGCCGCCUCGCGUAGAAGGAAGGAGCCUCCCCCUUCCUCGUCGCCCCCCUCCCCACUUCCCGUCCAGCUUGCUGUCGCUUCCCCCUCCGCGGGCCUCGGGGCACACGGAGACUUCCCACGGCCGAGAAGCUGGAGGAGCCUGUGGGGCUCAUGCUGGGCGGGGGACCCCAAGGCGCCCCGGCCGGUGGCGGCGGGGGCCACUGCGCAGCAGUGGCCCUGAGUGCCCGUAUUUCUUCUUCAGGAGACAGACAUGCUUUCCCCACAAGGCCCUGGGAUCAUCAAAUCAUUGGCAGCCGGGAUUGCUUACCACCUGCAGCGUCUUUUCGGAGGAGGCGGCUGGCACGGAGGCCGGGCUACAUGAGAGGCACAGCUGGGCCCCGGAUCGGGUUCCUCUACCCAGCAGUGGCCACUCCGUUACGGGCCCAGGGAGCGGCGUGCGGGGAGGAGUCCCUCCAGUCUGAGUCCAGGGCCAGACACUGUGGCCUUGAACUUGGAGGCCAGUGGCGAGGCCCCUCUGUUGGGAGCCCAGCAGCCUCGUCUCUGACCAUUGUGGGCCACCCAGGCCUGGCUCUGACCGCUGUGAGGGGACCCUCGGGGCUCUUUGGGAUUCAGCUCAGAGCUGACACCAAACUACCUGCCAGGCUCACCAGGUCAUGUGGCCCUGGGGACACUGGGUGGCAGGGGGCGCUCCCAUCCAUGGACAGUUCUGAGGCCCCAGGCCCUGGCCGGGAAGCUGCCGGCGGUGAAAGAGCAAAGGGCACCUGGACAAAAGGCUGUCUGUCCUCAGAGGAGGGGAAUGGCAGCAGGUGCAACCUUGAAAGUGGCCCCAGGGUCCCCUCUGCCCCAGCCGGCUCUCAGGAUGGCUUCACCUCCAGCUUUAGCUUCAUACGGCUCUCGCUCAGCUCUGCUGGGGAACGUGGGGAAGCGGAAGGCUGCUUGCCGUCCAGAGAUGCUGAGGCCCCUUGUCAGAGCCCCGUGGAGACGGAAGCCAAGGACGCCAGCUUGGACAGGCCCCACGCACACCCUCGACUUCUCUCUCCCCACUUCAACGUCAAGGCUGCUCAGAGCCUGGCCGACCCUGCCCAGAUGGCAGCAGGCAGCCCCCGGCUGGAGUGUGAGAUGCGUUCUUUACCGGACGUGGACACUGCCUCCUCCUGCCCCCUGGUCCCCUCGUGGUCAGAGGGCAGCGGCGUGGGGGAUGCUCCCCGUUGGGAAACACUACUCAGGAGGUGCGAGCCUGUGCUGCUGGACUGCCUGCUGAGUGACCAGAGGCAGCUGGAGGUAAAGUCCUUAAGAUUAAAGCUUCAGAAACUUCAAGAAAAAGCAGUUGAGGAAGAUGAUUAUGAUAAGGCCGAGGCGUUCAGACACAGAUUGGAAGAGCUGGAAAAGGAGAAAGGCAGCCCACACUUCCAGCUUCCUUCAAGGCAGCCGGCCCUCUGCAGCCUCCUGGGCCACCUGGAUGCACAGGCCCAGGCAGCCUUGCGCCACAGGGCCUCCCAGCUGGCCAGCAGUGACGGCGCCCAAGCCCUGCUCAGAAUGGAGCCAAAGCGGUUCGAACCCACUGCCCAGGAUGCCCUGCAUGUGUCCAUCACCAGACGAGACUGGCUUCUUCAAGAAAAGCAGCAGCUGCAGAAAGAAAUCGAAGCUCUCCAAGCAAGAAUGUCUGUGCUGGAAGCAAAAGAUGAGCAACUGAGAAGGGAAAUAGAAGAACAAGAGCGGCUGCUCCCGUGGCAGGGCUGCGACCUGGCCGCCCUGGUGGGCAGGCUGUCCCUGGGCGAGCUGCAGGAGGUCAGCAAGGCCUUGCACGACACCCUGGCCUUAGCCAACCAGAUUCCCCUCCAUGCAGAACCACCUGACGCCGUAAGGAGCCUCCGGGAACGGAUAAAAACCCUCAACUUGUCACUGAAGGAACUCACCGCUAAGGUGUGUAUGAGCGAGAGAAUCUGCAGCACUCUCAGGAAGAGAGUAAAUGAUAUUGAAAUCCAACUGCCGGCGCUGCUUGAAGCCAAAAUGCUAGCCGUAUCAGGAAACCAUUUCUGUACAGCCAAGGAGCUCACGGAGGAGAUGAGAUCACUAACAUCCGAGAGGGAAGGGCUGGAGGGACUCCUCGACAAACUGCUGCUGCUGAGCUCCAGGAAUGUCCAGAAGCUGGGAAGUGUGAAGGAAGACUACAGCAGACUGAGAAAGGAGCUGGACCAGGGGGAAACUGCCCACGAAACGAGUGUGAAGGAGAAUACUACGAAGUACAUGGAAAUCCUUGAGGAUAAACUGCGUAGCUGCAAGUGUCCACUGCUUGGAAAAGUGUGGGAAGCUGACUUGGAAGCUUGUCGGUUGCUCAUCCAGAGCCUGCAGCUCCGGGAGGCCAGGAGCGCCCUGUCCACAGAAGAGGAGAGGCUUAUAGAAGACUCAGGGGGAGCUACCUGUACAGCCACUCCUGCCAUCCCCUCCAGGCUCCACUCUGAAGACGAGAGGAGGAUCCCUCGGCAGGCCUUCGAAGAGUGGCAGGUUCACCUGACCGCAUCUCUGCACUGCGCUGGCAGCGAACAGAAGGAGGAAUCUUGGGUCCUUUCUGCCGAACUUGGAGAAAAAUGUGAAGCCAUUGACAAGAAGCUAUUGUACUUGGAAGAUCAGCUGCACGCGGCAAUUCACAGUCAUGAUGAAGAUCUCAUUCAUAUCCUUUUCAUCUUGCAGAUUAAGCACCUGCUAGGUUCUUUUGUAAAAGCAAGUCUUAAAAAAAGACUCAGUGUUUCCAUGCCCUAGCACAUGGAAACAGAUAUUUAUAGCACGGCACACCUUAGAUCUCUGAGAUAAUCCUGUGUGCGACGUUUGCUCUCUAGCUUUUGGUAAUUCAGCAUUUUCGAUGAUUAAGCCUGACCGUUAAAAAUUAGCCAUGAAGUUCAGACCUACACACAAGGCCAAAACAAAAUGCAGUUUUCAGCAUGUGGGAAGCUGGGUUUGUGGGGCUCAGAUGGUGGUGACACGGACUGGCUCAGUUUUCUAGGGGCUUCUCUGUACCAAGAAACCCAAAUCCAUCUUUGGUUUUCUUUACCGUACAAUCCUGCUCUGUAAUGAGCAGUAGAGUGUCAUAACUGACAGGACUUUGGAUCAUUCCCUUUCAGUUUCUUCUUGCACGAGACUCCACACACUUGGUGUCCCAUCCGCGGAUGCCUUCACCGACACUAGUUGCCACUGAGCAAGGUGGCAUGAGAACAUUCUGAAGCAUCGUUAUGUGUCCGUAUGGAGCCCUACAUCCCGGGCUGAUGGGUGGACGUCGUCAGUUCUGGUUAGUUAUUCUGAGGGCAAAUGGAAGGGUGAGUGGAUGGAUGAAGGGGUAUGAAGCCCCAUCCUGUCAGUUUUCAAUGAUUCAAUCAGAAGUGGGCAUGUCUCUAGACAAAAACCCUUCUCCGUUCACUCAUACUUUCUAUUCAGUAGUGCGACUCUAAUUACGUGUGUUUGCGGGAAAUGUAGCUAUAAUGUGGGAAAUGUAUUCUUCUCACUGCUGAUUUACUUUUCAGAAUUCCAGCUCUUUUUAUACUUUAUCUUGAGUGACUCUCUGUGUGUAUGUGUGUGUGUGUGUGUGUGUGUGUGUGUGUGUAAGUAGCUUUGAAUGGUCAAGGACUAAUCGUAAUCACAAAUAUUCAGAUCCACAGUUUAAUGACGGAGUCAACACUGUUUCCUUCUUCAUUAUAACCUUAAAUCUUAGACCUAGGUUAUUAAACUUAGCAGGAAAUUUCUUCAACUUAAUCAGUGGUUACUUUCACGUUGCUCAAGGUAGAUUUUUAAACGCAGACAUUCUGUUCUUCAUAACCUCCUGCCUCUUACAAAACUGGUGUUUAAGCCAUUGUUAGAAAGUUGACCAAAGAAACAGCAGAAGAAUUUUUUGCAUUUUUGCUUAUUCCAUGUUCAUGGGUCACCUAAAUUUGAGUACUUUAAGGGGACAUGGGCUCCAGCAAAUGGACAAAUGAGUCUCUGUGCCUGGGAGCAAAGCACUGCAGAGAGCCAAUGUGUAUAGAGGGGUGCCUGGCCCCAACCCGGCAGGUGGGGGCUUCCCCAGUGGGGCUUACAGUGAUGUCAGGUAGCAAUUCUGAGGGCAGCAGGCAGGGUCUGUGUUGAUCUAGAGACUUAAAUUUUCUAAAGUUAAUAGUCGAGUUUGUUUGUAGGGAAUUAGGUUUUCUCCCUAAUAGGGUCAAGUGGCAGGGACAGAGGCUGGGAGGGUAAAGAGCUGUGUAUAAAUAAGUUGUCCUCCAGCCAAUCCAAGAUUCAGAGGCAGUAAGACCGUGGACAAUUGAUAAAGCCUUGUUAUGAGUCAGCUUUCUCGUCUGCAACAGUGUGACAUGUGCCCAGCAGGUUCAUGAGGCUAGAUUCAGGAAAAAUCUUGAACUUGUUUGGACAUGACAAGUGCUAGGUUUUCGGUAGAAAAUGACAUUCUACAAGUCCAUUUGCCUCAACAUUUUCAGUGUUUGUGUCAAAAGCCUCAGCCACAUCCCAUUUAUAUGUAAGACCUUUCAAGGUAGGCGUACUCCAUUAUUUCGUCAUGAUGCUUGAAUGACUCCACUGGUCACCACACAGUGGCCUGUAUGAAAAGUUAUUUAAGUUUAAAAAAACAGCUGUAGACGCCUAGGGUUCAUUAUUCCUACUUGAAAGUUGAGAAAACCAAGGCUUAGCAAUUCCGUGACUCAUCCGGGGUCAUUUCUAAUGAGUGGCAAGCUCCAUGGUCCUCGGUCCAUUUGGGAGGUAGCUCAACCUCUAAGGAAGUGGUCAGGCCUGUCUGUGGACACAGAGAUAGUCUAAAGUUUUUAAGGUAUAAUACAAGUAUUUCAUUGACGUUAGGGUUUUUGAGAAUUUUGCCGAUCCUUGCGGAGAUAAGCGGAGACGUAGUGGGGGGCAUGUCAAUCCAGGGCUGGGAAACACUGUUUUAGGUACUGAAGACACUCCCCUCCCCACCCCUCAAAGCAAAUCUGUACUACCAUAUGGAUUUCAAUCCAAACUUUCCUCUGAAGCCCAAACUUUGUUCUGUGUCACUGACUGAAAGCAAAUACACAGAAGGUAUCUUUGAACUCAUACAACACAGCCCUUAGACUGGAGUGGAGUAUGGCACCUUAAAAUAGAAAGACAUAUUUACAAGGCUCUGCAUAGGCUCCCUGCACAAACCAAAGCCCUUGUUUCAAAUUAGACCUUAUCCACAGGUUCAAAGAGGCUGCUGAAUCCGCCAGCCAAACUCUGACUGGUUUGUGUUUCCUUUCUUGAUCAAAGAUAAAAGCUGAGUACAGUUGAAAGAAACAGCUUGCCACCAACAACACGGAAGAAUUACACAGUGAGUGUAAUGUUUUUGUUUGAUUCCAUUAAGCACUCUGCCAGAGCCUAGUGCGCAGGUGAUAUGGCGCGAACGUGAUUAACGUGAGUCCACAGUGAAUGUCCACGUCCAGAAGAUUCCAGCCCUGGAUGCCACGAAUGCUCUUUUGGCGUGUGGAGGCCACUGGGCUUCCACAUAAGCCCACGCGUGUGAGAAAGCAUUGUUAGUAAGGUGUCAACAGAGGGCUGGGCCACUCAUCGACAUUGGGGAUGCGUUUCCAAACAGAUCCCCUGGGCAUCCUGACUGGAUAUCAGGACUGCGGGCAGCCUACUGGGAGUGUCCUGCUUUUAUGAAGAAGACAUUGGAUUGACAGCUCCAAGAAGGGAAAGAAAAUAGACCCUGUGUCUUCAUCAUCCUGACGGACUCACUAAAUUACACGUAGCAUGACCAGACGGUGACACAGACCCGUGACUGCUACUGUACCGGCAAGUGUCUGAAAAAAGUCUCCACCAUUAAUUGGAAGAGCCGGCAUCACGGAGGUGACUCAUGCCUGGUGCCUGAGGAGAGGACAGGAGGUGUGACUCCCCUGCCAGUCAAGUCGGGAUUUCCAAGAGCAUUAGUCUGAGUCUCUAGUGCAAUUUCACAGUCCUUUGGGGUCCUAAUUAGCAGUUCUGUUUUGAAAACCAUUUUGAACGGUUCCUCCAUGAUCAGAAUGCUUUAACUGAAAAUUAUCCAAGUGAGGUGGAUUUUUUUAAGCAGAUAUCUUCUUGUUUUUUUUUUUUUUCUCCUUCAACUUCUACAACACACUUCCAGAGGGGAAAGAAAGAGUGCAUCUCAGAUUGGGACACUUUUGGCAUAUUUCAAAGCCCCCAGGGCAGUUCUGCCCACCUCUGAAUCACAGAUGAGAUGGGACAGACUGCUUCUCUUUUGGUUCUGUUUGCGUCCAUGUCCGGGAGACCAUCAUGGAAUUCUGUUCUCUGCUUGUUUGGAAUGCAUGGUGCCCAAUCGAUUCGUUUUGGUGGUGCCUGAUGGCAUGCAAAUGCUCUAGUACAGCCAGGCGCGUGCACAAACAUCACAUCCCCCUACAAUCCCUUGUCUGGCUCAACUUUCCAAUGUGUAGCUUAAACAAAAGCAACAGGAGUCUGGGGAGAUUUGCUGUGCCUUCUUGGAAAUGUUUUCCCCUGAAGAGCUAAAAGGCUGGAAGAGACACCAUGAGGAUCACAGAACUAACUCUACUUGGGAAUCUUGCGGAUAAGAAAACAGACCUUAAGAGGUUGUCCCUGAAAGCAUCGUGUGCACUGGGCAGAUGCAGAUAUGGUGGCCAGGAUUUUUUUUUUCUUCCAGGGGCUUCCACCAAAGGGAGCCAGGUGGGGAGAGGAAGCCUAGGAGGUGGUGUGGGCACCGGGCUGUCCUCCUGCUGGCUUGGCACACUGCAAACUGGGCACUUGGUGGGCACCAUGAAGAGUUUCUCCUGUAAGAGCAUCAACCCCACUGAGGCAGGACACGUGUAUGGGUGAGGCUUUCCUCUUAGCUCUUCAACAACAGUGUUCCUUGCCUUCCUUUUUCCUGAAGGUAAAUCCUCUCACUGUCAGCUACAGUGGCUGGGAAGGCAUCACUGCUGAUCCCGGAGAAACACUUUAGCAAAUGAGAGGCUGUUUCAAAGGAAUACUGUUGUCUCUUUUUGAAUUGAACCAGACCAGAUGAACUGACCUACUUUUGACCAAGCUACUAAAAGAUUGCUUGGAAACCCAAUUGACAGUCAAACCCUCAACGUAAACAAAAGGCCUCUUUGAAAGAAUUUGAAGGUCUUUGCAAAUGGCUGCCCCAACUGGCAAUAUCGUCUUACCACUGUAUUCCUGGAUGACAUCUGUGAAAGUUGACUUAACUGGCUUACUUCUUUGCUCAUUGCAAACAUAUUUUGCCUAAUUUUAUUAGCAAGGGUAUAAGAAUUUAGACCCUUGCUUAAUAUGUGUAUAGUCUAUCCCAAAGUGGUAAAGAAUAGUUUUGGGUUCCCAAGGUGUUUUUAAAGAUGUUGGCAUAUUAAUCCUUGUGCCAUUAUUGUAAUUAAUGUGCUACUUUUCUUAGAUGCCACAGAUACCUAGUGACAUAUCUGUUACAGGGGAAAUUUCUAUUUAGCUAUAUAGAGGUCUCAAUGGCACAGGUGUCACAAGAAUCAUUCAGCUCUUCAAGACUUUCUCUUAUACUUACAUGUAGUGAGCACCUCUAUCUUAUAUACCUAAAAUUCCUGUAAUUUUUACGGGAGGUGUACUUUAUUUGCUCAGCACUUGGAUAAAAAGGAAGGCCAAAUAUGUCAGUGGGCUUCCACUUUGAGUUUAUUGGACUGGCAAUCAGACACUCUGACUCUAGAUUCAAUCACUUAGUAACCUCAAGAUCUUGGUUAGCUGUAUCAAAUGGAAUACAAUGAGAAAGUAUGAAAAUAUUUUUUAAAAUCUGCUUUUCAGUAUAACCUCCAAGUACAUGUGUGCAGGCUGGAUCUCACCCCAAAUCUCAGACUCAUGUCCCCUUCCUAUUCGACCUCUCCCCUUGACUGACAAGUAGGAUUUUCCAAAAAUUCCUCCCCACCCUCAAAAAAGUCCAACACGUACUCAGUCUCCUCCUUGAUAAAUUAUAAGUUCAUUGCUUAGAUAAAAAAAAAAAAAUCCAGGAGUCAUCCUCAAUGCCUUUUCCUUCUUUCGCCUUCCACAUCUGGUCCAUCACCGUAUGCCGUUGGCUCUACCUUCCGAACAUAUGCAGGAUCUGGUCCCCUCUCACCUCCAUGGCCACUGCCCAGGUUCAGUAUGUGACCUUUUCUUGCCUUUUAUUGCAACCACCUCCUCUCAUCUCCAUGCUUCUGCCAUUGCCCCCUUUAGCCUAUUAGGGAUGAAAGCGGCCAAAGUGAUCAGCCACUGCCCUGCUCCAACCCUCCGUGACCUCCACCUCACAGUCUACAUACCUGCCCAUACGGGUUUACUUUCUGCUCCACUCACUGGCAUCACACUCAUCUGCUUCUUAUAACCAGAACCUUUCUUAGUACACAGCAGGAGCUCAGGAGAUGUUUGAAUAUUCGAAUGAGUUAAGGAAAGAGCAAGGAUCUUUUUCUGUUUUAUUUCCCCAACUGCUUAAUGGCGGAACCUUUCAAGUGAUUUCUUUUAUAAACACAUUGAUUUAAAUAUAAAAGGAUGUGUGUCCAUUUGAAGAUUACAGAAGUAUGGGGGAGAAAGGCUACAUAUUCCUCCCAGGACCAAUACCUAGAAGCUUACCACUGUGUCCUUCUAAGGCACUUUUCUAGGUAGAAAUCACUUCUGUCUAGAGUUUUUUGGUUUUUUGGUUGUUUUGGGUUUUUUUGUAAAAUGAGGAUAAUUCCAUAUAAAUUGUUCUGUAACUUGCUCCCCACCCUACCCCCCGCUCCACAUUUUAUCCUGGAUUCUCUUCCAUUUUAGCGCAUUCAAAAUGUUUUGGAACUUAUAUUUAAUAAGGCAUCACACAGGCAGGUUGGUUAGAAAGAGGCAUUUUAUAAAUAAGAACAUGAUUCAUUUUUAGUUUUUUUUUUUUUUUUUUUUUUUAGUUCCAGUAUAGUUAACAUACAGUGCUAUAUUAGUACAACAUAGUGAUUCAACACUUCCAUACCUCACCCGGUGCUCAUCACAACAGGUGCACUCCUUCAUCCCCAUCAACUAUUUCCCCCUUCCCCCCACCCACCUCCCCUCUGGUGGCCAUCAGUUUGUUCUCUAUAGUUAAGAGUCUGUUUUGGGGGUUUGUUUUGUUUCUUAAAUUCCACACAUGAAUGACAUCAUAUGAUAUUUGUCUUCCGCUGACCGACUUAUUUCACGUAGCAUAAUACUCUAGAUCCAUCCAUGUUGUUGCAAAUGUCAGAAUUCCCUUCUUUGUUAUGGCUGAGUCAUAUUCCAUUAUACCAUUAUACACACACACACACACACACACACGCACACACACACCACUUUUUCUUUAUCCAUUCAUCUAUCGGUAGACACUUGGGCUGCUUCCAUAAUUUGGCUCUUGUACAUAAUGCUGCAAUAAACAUAGGGAUGCAUACAUAUUUUCAAAUUAGUGUUUUUGUAUUCUUUAGUAAAUACCUAAUAGUGGAAUUACUGGAUCACAUGGUAAUUCUAUUUUUAAUUUUUUUGAGGAACCUCCAUACCAUUUUCCACAGUGGCUGCACCAGUUUGCAUUCCCACCAACAGUGCAUAAAGGUUCCUUUCUUCGCCACGUCCUCACCAACACUUACUGUAAUAAAAACAUGAUUUUAAUCAUUCUGAUGAUCAUUACUCCAUAGGCUCACUAAAUGAGGCAUCCAGGAUCUCGAUAUCCAGUCCUGCUUUGACAGAGCCUGAGGUAUUUGCUGUAUCUGCUACAUUAGUGCAUAAACCUUAAGUCUAAUAGUGCCUCACAAAAGGCACGAUACGCUCACAAGAAAAAAGAGUAUUUCUUUUAAGUCUAGCCUUGUGAGGAAGGUAUGAGACUAUGUGUUUUAUUUUUAUUUUAUUUUUUGAAGAUCGAAUGGUGAAUUUAUUUCAUUCACGAAGAUCAUGAACUAUCUAAUAAGGUGCUUAUUAAAUAGUUCAUGAAUCGAGCAGCAUCCCUUCUAGAAGGUAGAGGAGAGAUUCCCGAGCAUAUGCAGUUUCUGAGUGAGACAGUGAAAACAUCAAGUGAUUUGCCAGCUUUCUGUUGCUGGUGAUCAUUUGCUCCAACCUCUAUCCUCUGGCUUCUCUGUGUCAGUGCUGUUUGUCGUGUGAAGGGCUGACGUGCUAGUUUAAUUCUGUAACUUAGCCUUCUUCCUUUGUGGCUUCUCCCUCGGUCUCUUUUAAGAGACCUUUCAGUGUGUUCUGCGAGGGCUUAGAAAUUGUACAAGUUCUUUAAGAAGCAUCUCAUUUUGGGUCGGUUCUCUCAAAAACCUG
Neofelis nebulosa (Clouded leopard) is the source of this 10352-nucleotide messenger RNA. RefSeq names its product DISC1 scaffold protein (gene DISC1). Gene Ontology annotation, biological process: cilium assembly; neuron migration. Lineage: Eukaryota; Metazoa; Chordata; Mammalia; Carnivora; Felidae. The record is from RefSeq and is a predicted model, not a curated record. Gene Ontology annotation, cellular component: intermediate filament cytoskeleton; microtubule; centrosome. The transcript has 13 exons. The coding region runs from base 294 to 2903 and encodes 869 amino acids.